This is a messenger RNA of Lactuca saligna, 909 nucleotides long. Lineage: Eukaryota; Viridiplantae; Streptophyta; Magnoliopsida; Asterales; Asteraceae. The record is from the annotation of a GenBank genome assembly.
AGAUGAAUGGGAGCUUACAAUUGUACAUAGUAAAGUAGUUUCGGGAAGGUACACACUCUCAGGUCUUAAGUCAUCUAAAUUCGAAGGGUCUUUCUUCUCUACAGACAGAAAAACCAGAGAGAGAUGGGGAUUUGGGACGUGAUAUAUUCCAUCGGCGACGGAGUUAAAGGAAUAACACCGGAUCUAUCGACGGUGAAACGCGCAGGCAGCACAGCUUACAAUUACACUUCCGCCACCGUUACAAAGAUCAAUCAGGUGGCUAGAGUGGACGGUAUUCACAAGCUCCCUCAGUACUGGCCCCAGAUCACCCUUUUCACCACCACGCUUGCUAAAAACACCGCCAAAUACGCCGCAUACGAAGGCUUCAAACACAUUCCUGGUGCAACUGUGGCAACUAAGUUGGUUUCUGAUACAAUGCGUGAAGUUCAACGACAAAGUCAAAAAGAUGGAAUUAAAGGAAAGGUGGACAGAUUGGAGGUAGACUUGAGGAGAUUAACUCCACAACAAGGAUGUUCAAGCGAAAAUGGGAAAUUAAGCUCUCAAGUUGCAGUUGAAAGUGGACAUGAGAAGGCUAGAGACGUCAUUAACAUGUUCAUGAAGACGGAGUUUGUAGGAAACCAAAUGUUUCAUGACUUGAUGGUCCCUAAAAUUGUUCGUAUGGAGAAGAAAAACGAGUAGAAGUCAAUCGGUGUAAUGUGUAUGUGUGUUGUUAUGGCAGGUCUAAAUAUAUGUAAGGCCCACGGGAGGAAAAAAGAAGGGCUCUUAUGUCACAAAUUACUAAAUAUAUGUUUGGUGGCUUUGAUAUGUUUGAGACAAAUAUCACAAAAGACAUCUUAUUGUGGAAAUCUUAUUAAAAUUAAUCCCUCUAUUAACUUCUUAGGCUACAUGGAGUGGUAGCAUUCUUACCCU